This is a messenger RNA of Dendroctonus ponderosae (mountain pine beetle), 1159 nucleotides long. Its product is annotated as inositol monophosphatase 1. Gene Ontology annotation, molecular function: inositol monophosphate 1-phosphatase activity. The transcript is spliced from 7 exons. Lineage: Eukaryota; Metazoa; Arthropoda; Insecta; Coleoptera; Curculionidae. Gene Ontology annotation, biological process: phosphatidylinositol phosphate biosynthetic process; inositol metabolic process; signal transduction. The record is from RefSeq and is a predicted model, not a curated record. Bases 61 to 1017 code for a protein of 318 amino acids.
UGGUGCGGGCGGUAAAGUGAAGCCAAAAAUCAUCCGGUUGGUUCAAGAACCUGAGCGAUAAUGAGUGAGAGUGCGAUCAAACACCACCAGCCUUUGGAGUUCGAUUCAAAGUUGGAGCAGUGCGGACUUAACUGUAAAAACAGCGAGUUGAACAGCAGAAAAAUGGUGGAAGUGCAGGAGUACUACGAUUUCAUCCUGCCUCUGGUGCUGGAGGCUGGCAAAGUGAUGGCCGAGGUGGAGGAGGUAGAGGUGGAGUUCAAGCAGGACAUUGUCUGGGACCUGGUGACCAUUUACGACCGCAAGAUCGAAGAGGUUUUGAUCAAUAAAAUCAAGGAGAAAUACCCCCAGCACAAGUACAUCGGAGAGGAGGAGACGGCCAAGAGCGGCCACACUGCAAAGCUGACCGACUCCCCGACUUGGAUCAUCGAUCCCAUUGAUGGGACCGCAAACUUUGUGAGAAGGAUGCCACUCACUGCCAUUUCCGUGGGCCUAACCAUCAACCAAGUGCAGGUGUUGGGGAUCAUCUACGAUCCCUACAAGAAGGAAUUGUUCACCGCGAUUAAAGGCAAAGGAGCCUAUUUGAAUGGCAAACGAAUAUCCACCAGUGGAUGCAAAGUCAUCGAAAAAUCAGUGAUGAGCUACGAGAUCAGCAUAGCCAGACGCAACGACUACUACUACAACUUGUACAUGUUUCGGAUGAAGCACCUGAUCAGACGCAUUCAAGGAUUCCGCUCUUUAGGCACGGCCGUUUUGGGACUCUGUUAUGUCGCGUGCGGAAGACUGGACGCCUACCAAUGCGAUGGACUCUACCCAUGGGACGCCGCUGCUGGAACCCUCAUUGUCAUUGAAGCUGGCGGACAUGUGGUGGAUUCAGCUGGAAAGGAAUUUGACUUGAUGGACCCCAAUUUUCUGGCCUCGGCCUCCAAGCCGCUGUCCGAUGAGUACAUGGAGCUGGAACGUAGAGCAGAUGAAGAACAGCUGAAGUUUGCCCGUGAAAAAAUUGGGUUUUCUCCCUAAAGACUUGUUUUAAUCAAGUUUUCUCCAGUUUCCAGCUGGGGUUUAGUAGAACCAGUUGAUGGGCUGCUGCAUUGAAUAGUGUUUAAAUUCAAGAGUGAAUUAACGAUUUUCUGUGAUGACCUAAUAAAAAAUUUUUAGCCUU